AUGUAUGGCCUCAGGUAUAUCCCGCUUGGUAGAGGGCCGAAGACUGGGCUCAUGAGGUGGUCCAAGAAAGGAGGGACCGGAAAGAACGAGAACUUCCACGGUGGCAUCAACCGCCUGGUGAACGGCGUGGCUCGGCUCGGUGCGGAAGCGUGCGAUGCGAGGCUGCUGCAACGCAUUCAUCGUCACAACCACGACAUGGACCGAAAGCUUGGCCGCACCAGCAAGCAGUCUACCCUGUGGGUCUGGAGGGAGCGUAAGGCGAACGCUGCAGCCGAGUCGAUCCUCACUUCGCGCCCGUUCCCCCGAGCGGGUGACACUCCGACGGUGGCCGCGGAGGACUUUGAGCCUAUGGGAGAUACCAGCCGGGCGGGGGCCGCGGCCGUCGGGGCAGGAGCGGGGGCUCCGGCGGGGACCGCGUUGGGUGCAUGUGCGAUGGUGAUGCCGUUGCCGUUGACCAACAGAGGAGGUCGGCCGGGAGCGGCGGCGCUCAUGCCGUCGACGAUAGCGACAGGUUCUUCCGCCGGUGCGGGGGCCGUGCCGCCACUGCUGUUGCCGCCAACGGCGACAGGAGGGGCUGCCGAGGGGGCGGGGGCCGUCCCGCCGCUGUUGUUGCCGUCAACGACGACAGGAGUUGCUGCCGAGGGCGCUGCGGGUACCAGUGGCGGCGGGGUGAUCGGAGGUGCGACCAGCAGGACCUACCGCAGCAACGCUGGAGAAGCCGCCGCCCAGGACAUCUCGCGCGGUAACUACGGAGGGGGGCGGCGUUUGCCUUCAAGGCACCCGACCCUGGAGAGGGUUAAAGCGUUGACUCCGACAAGUGAUGCAGAGCUGGAGGCCUUUGCCACCUGUCUCGCGGAAGCGACGAUGGUCUGAGACGGGAAGAGCCAGGUGAUGGCCGAGGCGACGAAACGUUACAACGCAAAGUAUUGCAGACAAGCACUUACGGGUGGCGCGCCGAAACUUCUCCGUGCGCCUACUACGGUAGAGAAGGCGCGAAAACGAUCCAAGAUAGCGGCCAAGGCAGGAAGGGACCGAGAUGCCGCCGCCGACCUCGCAGCCGUGAACGAGAUAUCUCGAGUCAGGACGUCCUCUGCUUCGACUUCUACUUCGACACCGCCGCCAGCAUCGAAGCGCGCCAGAGGGGACAGAGAUAGAGCGAGUGAAAGAGUCGCUAGCAGGGUGCCUUUGAAGCUUGAACAGAUCAGCACCCUCACGGACGCAGCCGCGAUCGCCUACAUGAAAGCCAUAGGGUUGAAGUUGACAGGCAAUGUUGCACUCAAGCGGAAGAAACUAUCCGACUUUUUCGAAAGCAAGAAUAUUUCAGAGUACAGGUACUCUCCGUCAAGGUCUGCGACAUCGCCCGCGCCCGCCGUAGGACCCGCCAGUGGGCACAUGUCAAUCUGAGGGUUGGGGACUCGAAAUAUCUGCUGGUGUUGAGUUGGUGUAGAUGUAUUUAUCGGCGGGGCCUGCUCUUUCUCCACCUUUGAUCCAGACAACUAAAUAUUAUUUAUGAUUCCAUGCGUGGACCGUCAAGGGUGAUGGCUCUGUCCUCCUCUGUGCGUUUUGUUGUCUGGCGUAUGUAUUUGCCUCCUGCGUGGGAGACGGGAAAGAUAUGCCGUUCGUCUCGUCCCGAACGACCGGUACGGAUGGAGUAGACUUGUUUUCGCCACGCCGAGCACGGAUGGAAGAAACAAG
Molecule: messenger RNA, 1695 nt
Organism: Ectocarpus sp. CCAP 1310/34
Lineage: Eukaryota; Phaeophyceae; Ectocarpales; Ectocarpaceae
Source: the annotation of a GenBank genome assembly